GCUGCUAAACACAUAUCUGAGUCACUGCUUCUUUUAUACGGACAGGAAUUUGUUGUGAAUUGUGAACUAGCAUUUGAAAUACCAAUUUAUAAUUGAAUGAAAUUGGAUAUAGUGAAAAAUAUAUUGCUCAAAUCAUCGAAACACUUCAUUAAAUUUAUUUUUUAAAUAUUACGUGCGGAACGAAGAAAACGCUGGCAAUGUUUACAAAUGUUACGUGAAAAGUACAACGUUAAGCAGCAGCGUGAACCGGAUUAAUAUAAUUUUUGUUGUGUAUGGUUUUAGUUUCAUUUUUAACCAGCAAACUUGUGUAGUGAACUUUGUGAACGUUCAUUAAAGUACAAAAAAUAAGGAUAAAAGGUGUAAGGAGUGCGAUCUGAUUUGAAUGUUCUUGAAGCCAUUUUCAAGAUAUUAUUUUUAUGUGGCAUUAAAAAUUCCCCUGUAUAUUGUUUGGAAAAAUCGAUUGCAUGCAAUUUGGUAUCCUUUUUGUGUAUUGCGACCCAAAGGAUUUGCUUUCCCAAGCUCAGUGUGGAGCUUUCACAUGCCAUUCCAGUGGAAAAGUUUUUGAAUGCAUUCCAUUGGAAUGUUAAUUUCGUUUUGCUGUUUGAAAGCGUGAAAAAGUCAACACUACGACAAGGGGAGAUACAUAUGUACAUCGGCUUGUUUGUUAUCAUUUGUGCCGAUACGCAAUAGAAAAACAUAAACACCCUCCCCAACACCAAACAGUGCCCCAUUAGUUAAAGUUGCCAUUCAUAUAUACUAUGUAUGUAGUUGAUUGUGUUUUUUGUGGCAUAUUGACGUUACUGUGAAUUUCUAUGUAUGUACAUUUGUGCUUGAGGUGGUUUUUAAUACAAAUAUUGGGUAAAUACUUUGCAGUUGUACGCAGCGAAAUUUCGUUCAGGACCUUGUGAAGUACGUACAUAGUUUGGGAAAACAAAACAUAAAACGCCGGAAGUUGGAAGUGUACUAAGAUGAUAGUAAUUUCCGGUGUGGAAUCGUACUCUUUAAAUGGAUCCGUUGAGUUAACAACCGUAUUGGGUGCGCUUUUUGGCGUCGUCGCUUUGAUGUUUUUGUUCUUUCUUUAUGUACAUCGCAAAUGGUGCUUUCAUGCUCGUCACGGUCUACAUUGUUGCGAUGAGAAGAUAAUUGCAUCAAAAUAUUCGCAAAAGAUGUCACGUAAACGUCGCUAUGAUAAUACCAGUUCUGAUUCCGAGGAGGAUAUAUUGCGCCGCUUACGCUUGCAACAGUCACGCAAUCUUUCAGCAAAUGGCCACUUCAACAGCUACGGUGUCCAUCAGCAGCAGCAGUCUUCGUAUCAGCCACCGUCACCGCCAAAUCCGCAACAGAGCUUCAAUUAUACACCGACUGAAUUGCAACGCGUUACGAUAACGCCACGCUUCGAUUCGUCCCGCGAUCCCUUGGCCAUAGCGGAACGCGGCAAAGUUGGUAUUCCGUCCUCGCAUAGUGAGUGCAGUUCAAAUGAUUCCGAGAAAGCAUCCGUUGACAGUCAUACGGGCAUAUUGACCGGCGAUAGGAAAGAGCGCUUUCCGAGCAAUGGUGGUACGAAUAAAUCGAGCGAGUGCAGCGCUUCAUCUUCCCUGAAGGAGUCGCGUAUUGACAAUCGGGCUGAUUUGUUAAAGUCCAGCAGUAAUAGCAGUAGCAGCAGAUAUCAGAAGAUCUCGACGUCGUCUGUGCGUCAAGACAGUUUAGAUGAUGUGCCUGAUUUGCAUAGCAAUAAUAAUAAUAACAAUAAUAACAACACCAGUAAUAAUAAUAAUGAAGACGAGCCACUCUUCGAUACCAGCGAUUUGCGUUCCAUCAAAUCGGACGAUACUUCCGUGCAGAACCAAUUCUAUGGUAAAAGUGGUAGUAUCGAGAUUUCAUUGCUGUACGAUGCACCGAUGCGCAAAAUGACAGUGCACGUGAUGCAAGCCCGAGGCCUACCCACUUUGGGCAAUGGACAGACGACGCAUACGCAGGUCCGCCUUCUUAUGUUGCCAAAUAAGAAGCAAAAGCAUAAGACUAAAAUUCGUUCGGGCGAAAAUCCUCAAUAUAUGGAAAGUUUUCUGCUGCAUCGUGUUAACCCAGAAGAAGUUAACAAUAUGGGUCUGCGCGUACGAAUAUACGGUUGCGAACGUUUACGCAAAGAACGUCUCAUCGGAGAGGCGUACGUUAGUUUUGCCACAAUAGAUUUGGAAUUGGAGACAAAUCUCUGGCUACCGUUGGAGCCACGAAGCACAUCUUCUGUUUUGGGUUCCAAUAGUGAUUUGUUAAGUCUGGCGAGAUCAGACAGCGCCGGUUCGACCACCUCGAUGCAACAUGGUGGCGUGCCAGAAUUGCUCUUAGGUUUAGGUUAUAACGGUGUUACGGGGCGUUUAUCAGUGGAAAUUGUCAAGGGUAGUCAUUUUCGUAGUUUAUCAAUGAAUAAGGCGCCCGACACUUAUGUUAAGCUAUGUUUAGUUAGUAGUAUAGGUCAGGAGAUAUCGCGAGCGAAAACAUCAACGAGACGCGGCCAACCACAUCCGCUAUUUAAGGAGACCUUCGUCUUUCAAGUGGCACUUUUCCAGUUGAACGAUGUGACGCUGAUGGUUUCCGUUUAUGCCAAACGUAAUAUGAAAAAGAAUGAAAUGGUCGGUUGGUUUAGUUUAGGAUUAAACUCAUCCGGACCGGAGGAAGUGGCGCAUUGGGCGGAUGUACGCGAUUUGGCAAAAGGUGAAUUAUUGGCGCGAUGGCAUGUGCUGGUGGACUCCUGA
Rhagoletis pomonella (apple maggot) is the source of this 2750-nucleotide messenger RNA. It is a transcript of the gene Syt14, whose product is annotated as synaptotagmin-14. The transcript is spliced from 8 exons. The coding region runs from base 969 to 2750 and encodes 593 amino acids. The record is from RefSeq and is a predicted model, not a curated record. Lineage: Eukaryota; Metazoa; Arthropoda; Insecta; Diptera; Tephritidae.